ACAAGCACAAUAAAAAGCAACCCUCUUUUUCUUCCCCUCAAACCAAAGCCUUGUUUUUCACCCUUUUCCAAUUUUCCAUCCCAUAGUUUUAGACCUUAGAGUCCUAAUUUUUCCAAUCUCCAUUCCAAACCAAAUCCCCAACCUUUUCCUCUCUUACUUUUGCAGGUUAGAUGUUUGAUUAAAGUUCCAAACCAAAAAGACAGAAAAAACACACCCCCAUCAAUGGAAAUCACUUCAAGGCUUCAUCAUCAUCAAGAUCAUAGGGAGAAUAAUCAUAAUCAUAGUCAUAAUCAUAAUCACCCAUCUCCUAUGAACUCACCAAGAAGCAAUGUCAGCAACUGCAUAAGCAGCAGCAACAGCAACAACAACAACAAUGGCAUCCAAAUCCCAACACCACCAUUAACACCAAAAACAAUUAUCCCCAGAUCUGACACAAACCCUUAUCCAACAACUUUUGUUCAAGCUGACACCACAAACUUCAAGCAAGUGGUUCAGAUGCUAACAGGUUCAUCAGAAACAACAACAAGAACAACAACAGCACCACCACCACCAUCACCAUCAUCAUCAGCAGCAAAGCAACAGCUUCAAGAUCCAUUGUUGCCCCCAUCUUCAUCAAGGAACUUCAACAUCCCUCCAAUCAAGACAGGACCAAACAAGAAGCAGCAACAAGGGUUCAAGCUCUAUGAGAGGAGGAACAGCAGCCUCAAGAACAGCCUCAUGAUCAAUACCCUCAUGCCAAAUUUUGCACUUGCACACCAUAACAAUUCUCCAGGAUUCUCACCCAGGAACAAGCCUGAGAUCCUCUCACCAAGCUUGCUUGAUUUCCCUUCCCUUGCUCUUAGCCCUGUCACACCAUUGAAUGAUGAUGACCCUUUUGACAAGUCCUCACCUUCACUUGGAAAUUCAUCAGAGGAAGAAAAAGCCAUAGCUGAAAAGGGUUUCUAUUUGCAUCCUUCUCCCAUGAAUACUCCUAGAGGUUCAGAGCCACAGCUUUUGCCUCUUUUCCCUUUGACAUCACCUAGAGUUUCAGAGUCUUCACCUUCCUGAAGAGGAAAAUAUGGUGAAGAUGAAGAUAAAAAAGAAGAGAUUGUGUUUGUACAACGCUAUAACUUGUGCUGCUGCUGUUGUUAUUGAUUAUGAUGAUGAUGGUGAUGAUGACGAUUUAGAUAGAGAGAGAGAGAGGAUCAAGAGAAUUGAUCACAUGGUGAUUUGGAAAUUUGAAUGAUUUUUUUCAACAAGGUAGAGAGCUUGGUCUAAUUGUAAAAUUGUUCUUCCUUACCAUGAAAUGGCAAGGCCCUUCUUUCUUUAUUGCAAUCUUUUUCUUUUUCUUUUCUACCUUUUUCCAUAAGUGAAAAACAAAAAUAAUUGUAUUGUCC
This is a messenger RNA of Arachis duranensis, 1376 nucleotides long. RefSeq names its product VQ motif-containing protein 19. NCBI's taxonomy places the organism in Eukaryota, Viridiplantae, Streptophyta, Magnoliopsida, Fabales, Fabaceae. The record is from RefSeq and is a predicted model, not a curated record. The transcript has a single exon. Bases 223 to 1047 code for a protein of 274 amino acids.